Micromonas pusilla CCMP1545 is the source of this 513-nucleotide messenger RNA. RefSeq lists its product as uncharacterized. Bases 1 to 513 code for a protein of 170 amino acids. The record is from RefSeq and is a predicted model, not a curated record. Lineage: Eukaryota; Viridiplantae; Chlorophyta; Mamiellophyceae; Mamiellales; Mamiellaceae. The transcript is spliced from 2 exons.
AUGGGGACCUCCCGAGGUCCAGGGUUCGUCGUCGGGCUGUGUUACUUGCUUCUCACGCAAGCGGUGUCGAGACUGUUACCGUUCGUCGUGAACGUGCUCGUCGCGCGGCGGCUCACUCCAGAGGAAUUCGGGGUCCCCACGGUGUGUUGGGCGACAUAUCUCCUCCACUCUAACCGUUCCCGAGAACCCAACGUGCACACUCUGAUCUUCUUCAUUCCUCGACCUUGCCAUCAGGUACACUUCCAGCUGUUUUCCACGAUCAUACUCACAUGUCGCGAGGUGGGAACAGUACCUGUUUUACGAGCAUCUCCGAGCGGCCCUCGCGGUGCGAAGGGCAGCACGCGACUCAAUCAAACUUUUUUCUCUCAGGGUUUCCGUCGAGCGUUGAUGCGGGACGCGGACACGCGGGAUGAGUCAGGGCGAAGCCAAGGUGUGUGUGUCCUCAUCGCUUCAGACGAUGACUCACUAAGUUGUCUCGAAAAUACCUCGCAGAAGCUGCUGCUUGGCUCGUAG